AUGCUCAAGCGCAAGCCUCUAUACAAUCUAUGGGUCCAUGAUGAACGGCUUUCCAAGCUAGAGCUCGUAAUCAAUCCCGACCACUUUCCUAAUGUGAAGGUAGGAGAUGUGCUCGAGAUAUUUCAUCCUUCAUCCGAUUCUGUAUCUAGUAUGGAGAGAUUGGCAGCUCGACCUGGAACAGACCCAUUCUCAGGCUACAAGCCAAUUGAUCCUACAAAGCGACUCAUAUUGAACGUCGCAUCAGUUGAUCGUGACUUGGUUGCAAAGUCAGACAAGCUUCAGAUAUCUAUUGCUCAACAUGCCGCUGCUUGUUUUGAACUCCAGGCUCGGACAGAUGUCUGUGUUCGCAAGAUCAAUCCUGCUGAUUACACUGCUGAAUACGUGGAAUUGACAUUUAGAGAUCAGUAUAUUGGCAGGAGUGAAAUGUGGCGUGUCAAACUAUCAUUAAACAACACGGCAGUCUAUGUUGGGAAGAAACUCUCGUCAGCGAAUGGUGUGAGAGCUCAAGUGAAAGAAAUCUCUCUUAGCAAAGGCCAUUCAGUACAAUGUGCUUAUAUUACUGAUGAUACUAAAGCCAUCUUCCGAUCAGAAUCUGCCAAAUAUUUUCUGUUUAUACAGAUGGGAAAGGGCAUGUGGGAUUUCGAUGAAGAUGGUGAAUUGUAUUCAGAAAAAUGUCUACAUGGCUUUUUACCAGAUCUCUUUGGACGAUGGAAGGACAUUGGAGUCAACCACGUCGUGUCAAUAGUGCUCUUUGCUCGAGUAUUUUAUAGCAAAGAUGGCAUAGAAGCGGCUACUGGAGACAAGAGCUCAACCGCUAGUAAUGAGACAUCGACACUGCCGAUAAGUUAUGACUCGAAUAGUCGACCGUAUCGUGAUUACUAUAGAGUAGUAGUGGAUUGGGAAACCCGUACUGACUGGACCCAAGUUCUCAUACCAUUGAAAAUGGAAUUUGUAAGAUUUCAAAAAACGGUAUUGCAGCAUGGAGACGGUGACGAUGCAAUCUUGUCUGGAGUCUUGUCUAGUGCUUCAAAGGGCAAUAUUCUAGAAGCCAUCAAUCUGGCCCUAAAUCCAUUCGAUAAACAUUAUAUUGAUCGAGAUUUGGUUCGAACAGGUCUGGCAAUAGUUGUCGUAACGCCAGGACCUGGAUUCUUUGAAGUGGAUAAGCAAAUGCUCAGGCUUACUACCCAGCGCAUGGUUGAGAAUGGUAUUGGGAUGGACUUGGUAUGCUUGUCAAAACCCCCAUUAUACACGGUACCGCUCUUCCAAUUCCCAUCAAAGGACGUGGCACCAUUCGGUAGACCUAGUCACUCGAAAAGUAAUACAGAGGAUGAGCCACAUAGUUUACAUAGUGAUCGCCGCUAUGGAAGUACCAUUAGCACGAUGAAAUCCUCUGGAAUGGAUCUUGAUAAACGUGGUGAUGUCUGGGACCCUCUGUUUUGUGACGAUGAAGACUCCAAUCCAUCUCCAUAUAAACCUGUAUAUAGUGUACCGCAUUGGGUAGAUAUCAGCUUUUGGAAUCGAGCAACAUCGACCAGUGUUGACCAGAAUCCGGGGUUUGUUCUCCGUGCGAAGAUGUAUGAGUUGCAAAUGAUGGGUGGUACUGAGAUGAUGGGAUCUAUCAUCAUGGUGAAAAGAUUAGAUUGGAAUGAAGGAAUUGGUGAUGAAACCUCCAGUAGUGACGAUGAUGGUGAUAAUGUAGAUAGCAAACCUAACAGAGUCACUAUUGAUGACACUGCUUUCUUGUACGAGAGAUAUGAUGAUCGAAUAUUUGUUGGAGAGAUGGACAAGGCAAUACAUUGGCGUACACGGGCUGUAUCCAUGAAUACAGGAGAAAGCUCAUCAGGACUACGGACUCCCUUGAGUCCAGAAAUUGCUCCAAUUCGAACGGUUGCUCCACCUCCUUCAUUGGGCGCUGCCUAUUCGUCUUACAAGAUGACUGACACUGUGCGUAGUUUGGAUGCUGAUGUAAUGUUUCGGCACCAAAACAGCUCCUCUGACGAGGUCGACACGCUCACUCGCAAGGAGGGCGAAGCCUUGUUGGCAAGACUUCGAAGCAACACACCGACUAGUGGUAGUGUUCGACCAAGCAAGUCAGCAACAGCUUUGAGUAGUUUAUUUUCAGCUGGAUCAGAUGAUUAUUCAAAGCGGAGAAGGUAUGAUUCCAAGACAUCUCCCCGAGCUAGACCAGUUGCCAUCGAUUACGAAGAUGCUCGAUACGGUGGCCCAACUAGAAUAGACUUAGAAGACAUUGAAUCUGAUGACGAACGACGAUAUGGUGGUCCAACGUCUGAUCCAAUCAAUCUCAGACGUGGUAGUGAUCAUCAAACAAAUCAAUCCUCAGGAUCCAAUCGUGCCCUCGACUCAUCACCAUUACUGGGUAGCAACAUCCUUGGAUCCACUACAAGUACAUCACGCAGUCCCAACAGAAUUCUGAAUUUACGACAACCAAUACGUCAAAAUUAUAUAAAUCCUUGCAAUCCCUCCAAUAAUAUUAUAAAGGCAUCAAGUAAUGUACGUCGAUGGCAGCAUGUAUUUGCCAAGUCGAUGGACCCAUCUCGCAAUGACGCGAUGCCGAAUUGGAAGGGUUUGUGCACCCCCGCUUGUCUGCCACUAACAACGGAUUAUUUCCCACCUCAAAAGGAGCUCAGUGAACUAUAUCAGGACUACAACCAUACAACAUCACCGGAUGAUGUGUUUUGGUCUCAUAAAGCAGGCUCUACUGAAGAAAAACGGAUGGAAGCAUUGUUAAUGGAAUUGAUUUCACAAAGAUUGGCUCAAGGAUUUCAGCUCAUUGCUAUGCCAGCUGUUGAAGCAUAUCAAAAGAUGCCGCUGGCCACGUCGUUUGAUAUAAAUGAGCCACCAGCUAUGGGUACCAAGAUGCAAACCCGUUCACCAUACUUGUCUUUGGGUGAUCAGCUGCACCUCUUACGAUACGAUGCCACUGGACGUAAUAUAGAAGUAAAACGAUAUGUCCGUAAAAUAGCCUACUCAAAAACUCCAUUGAAGUAUGCCUGUGCUAUAUGGCCAAAGCUACUGGACUCGUAUUACUCAAAAACUCUCAAGUUUUCAUACCCACAAUUCUCUACUUAUAAUUGGAAUUAUCUAGAUCAAUAUGUUGCUGGGUAUCAAGAUGAGAUGACAGAGUCGUUAAGAUUUUGGCGAACUCGCUUCAUCUUGAUUCCAGCUGAUACAAUGCCAGCACCGAAUAAUGUAUUGAGUUAUCCAAUGGACGAAACAUUAACAGAAGAAGAGAAACGUAUUGAAGGCUUUAAAAGAUUUGAGGAACUCUGUUUUGCACGAGCAAGACGCCUCAAUCCAUCUGAACAAGAUGGUAGUAAAAAGGUGGUGUCACAACCUGUAAACAUUAUUCGUGUAGAUGUAAAUAUCUCGUCCUAUGUUCGUGACGAAAUGCUAAAAGCUGGAUCAACUUCAGAAUCGGUCGACGUCUUGGGCAGUGGAAUGCUCACUCCUCGCACAUCCUCCACCGUCAUGCAUCGCCGUACUUCUGUAACUGAAAAGUCGCCUUCUGGAAUAGCUGCUACUGGAGAUGCCGAUGAUGGUAGAUUAUCAAAGUCGUCGUCACUGCAUGCUAUUGCUACUGCAAUGCAAUCAGCCAAUGGUGUACCAUUUAAAGAUCGUCGCUGGCAGUUUAAAUUAUAUCACCGAGUCUUUCUGGGAUCAGAAUGUUUGCAAUGGAUGAUACGAUCCUUUACCGAUAUUGAGUCUCAUGAAGAUGCUCUAGCAUUUGGAAAUGUCUUGCUUGAACGAGGGCUCUUUGAACACGUGAAGAAGAGUCACAAGUUCUUGGAUGGUCAUUACUUUUAUUGGUUGACAAAGGACUACAGCAGUUCAACCAACAGCAGCAGCCAUACUGGUGGUAAAGAUCGACAAUCGCCAGUCCCAGAAAAAGUAGUAGCUGUUGGCAAUGCAGUUCCAUCUAUCUCGACCAAAACAACUGGAGGUGGAGGAGGAUGGUUUGGAUCAUCCAAGUCAGAAACAAUGGAUGGAGUCACGUCACCGAAUGCCGCAACCAGCGAUAGUAAAACAAUCGAUGGUAAAUUAGCGCCUAUGUCUGCCGUAUCUAUAAAUCCCACACCACCACCAACAGGUACUCAGCCUAGCGUAGCAGGAUCGACUAGUAAUUUGGUAACAGCUGGUAGUUUAUGGGAGCAUUUGCAAAGACAACAGCAUCAACAGCCUGGAAAACGAGCCUUUGAAUUGUCCAAAACUCUAAUAAUCGAUCUAGACCCGAUGAAUCGAUCAGACCGACAAGAAGUUGCUACACUUCAUUACGAUACUAUAUACUGUCAUAAUACGUGUUAUCACUUUCAGCUUCACUGGCUCUUGUGUACUGCUCGUCUUAUUGAAGACUUGUUGGUAUCAUGGGGUCGCGUAGCAGACAAGUGUGGUCUCAAGCUUGUAGAAGCACCAGUUGAGCAAGCUAUGCCCUUCUCUGACGAAAAUCCCUUCCUGUCAGUGGUACCCAUCCAUCUGGCUGUGCAACCUCCAUCUAGUGCAUCGGUAAUAGAGAAGCUGACUCUGGCAAAGAGGGAUCCAUAUCUAUAUUUUGAGCAUGAGCUUGUGAAAUCGGAAGGAUUUGUAUUGGAUAUGGAAGCUGUAGAUCGAUUCCCACCUGGAUCAGUGAAUGCGGAUUAUAAUCGUACGUAUCGGUAUACUCAGUAUGUCCAUCGAACAGGGAUUGCCUUUAUACAAAUACGAGAACCGGGACAAGGCUUUUAUUGGGUCAAUAAUCGACUAUAUUUGACGAAUAAUCCCGUGGGUCCAAUAUCACGUUCCACACCAACUACUUCUGGACUAGGGACACCUGGGCAUCAACAGCAACAGCUGCUGGUAUCCAGUCAGUCGCAAUUGACUCCAACGCCCACUUCUGCUACAUCGGCUAAUGGAUCGUUUUUGUCACCAUUGACGCCAGCAGCUCUUCGACAACGCUUUACAUCUCUUUGCAAUGAUGAACGGUAUCUGGAAUCAUUCUUUGCCGCCAAGAUGCCAGCUGUAGCGUCAGAAGCUAUUGAUGAGAAUGCCAUUAAGGAAGCCUUGAGAGACGCGACUUCGAGCGCCAUUGUGGACGAUAUGUUGAACGCGAAAUCUGUUGAAUAA
Molecule: messenger RNA, 5118 nt
Organism: Synchytrium microbalum
Lineage: Eukaryota; Fungi; Chytridiomycota; Chytridiomycetes; Synchytriales; Synchytriaceae
Exons: 8
Coding region: 1-5118 (1705 amino acids)
Biological process (GO): negative regulation of TORC1 signaling; intracellular signal transduction; positive regulation of autophagy
Cellular component (GO): GATOR1 complex
Molecular function (GO): GTPase activator activity
Source: RefSeq, a predicted model, not a curated record